Acanthopagrus latus (yellowfin seabream) is the source of this 1472-nucleotide messenger RNA. RefSeq lists its product as uncharacterized. The transcript is spliced from 6 exons. Bases 225 to 1145 code for a protein of 306 amino acids. Gene Ontology annotation, biological process: response to bacterium. NCBI's taxonomy places the organism in Eukaryota, Metazoa, Chordata, Actinopteri, Spariformes, Sparidae. The record is from RefSeq and is a predicted model, not a curated record.
GCCACGAUCAUACGCACAAUGAGGAACUCCACUGUGUUCACAGCUUUACUUCUCUGCAGCCUCAGCUGGAUCUCUGUCUCGUGGUCUGAGUCUCACACUGUGGAGGUUCAGUCUGGUCAAGAAGUCACUCUGCUGUGCUCCAACACUUCCUCAUAGUGUACAGACGUACACACAUGAACUUUUCCUUUGAUAAGACAUGACCUAGAUUGUGAGAGUUAUUAAACAUGAUCUUUUCUUUUUUUUCCCCAUGCAGGCGUCAACUUGAAACUUUUCACGAGAGCAUUUCUUUUUUGAGGCUGAGCGGCUGGAUAAAACAGAGAACCGCCCCUUCGCGUCCUGUAAUGUGUUUGUGGAGCACAGUUCAGACAAAACCAUUGCAGUGGAGCAGUCAGCCUGUGCGCACAAUGAUGAAACUCACUUUGGUGACAGCUUUGCUCUCUGCCUUCAGCUGGAUCUCCGUCUCGGUCGCUGAGUUUCACACUGUGGAGUCUCAACCUGGUGAAGAAGUCACACUGCUCUGCUCCAACUUUACCAGACGUCCCAUCCGCAUAUACUGGUUCAAAUUAAGUAACAGCUCCAACAACAGCUGCAUUUCCUAUAUGUUGACCUCUGAUGGAAAUACUUCAUUCUGUGAUGGAUUUCAAAAUGGCAAAUUUAACAUGUCAUCAAACACCACUACUCUCUUUCUGAGGAUCAAAGAAGUUGAAUUAUCAGACUCUGGACUGUACUUCUGUGGAUUUUACACAAACUCAGCUAUUGUCAGUGCAACAUAUUUAAAGGUUCAAGAAACGGUUGAUGGAAUAGAAAAUCUGAUGAGCGUGGUCCUGGGUGCUGUCAUAAUCGUCCUCGUUAUAGUCGUCAUUAGUCUGGCUGUCCAAAUCAGGAAACAUCAUACAGUUCAUAAAGAGGGGCUGAAUCCACAACACAGCGAGAACCUCACCUCUAAUGACCUGAAUUACGCAGCGCUCAGUUUCCAUCCGAAAGCAAAAAGCAGCAGAGGGCCUCCAGCAGAGCAAGAGCUGGAUUUAAAUGUUGUGUACGCUGCCACCAGAAAGACUCAAGAAACAACUAGAACAGCAGCUCAGGGUGGAAUUGUUGCUUCGUCACGUUCAACACACGAUGCCACGGUUUUGCUUGAGCAGUAGUCAAAUGGCCUAAGUAUCACUGUGAAAAGGUGUCUUUUUUUGCUUACGCUGUGUGUCUUAGAUCUUAAUCUGAGAGGACACUGAUGAAUGCUAAGAGUGUUUUGCAGUGAGAGUAAGACGGAGGGCUGCUGCAGUGGAGGUGUGAGUGAGGUUCACGUCACUGGUAUGACAGGAAGAGACAGCGCUGUGUGGUCUGAGCAUGGUAGAGGUGAAAACCAUGAGGCCUGUGAGACAUUAACACAUGCAGAUCGACAUCAUCCACUUUCUCACAGGUGAUACUGGCUCCUUCACUGGCUAUACCUCCUGGCUAGUAAUGCUGGCUGUAAC